This is a messenger RNA of Fimicolochytrium jonesii, 1658 nucleotides long. RefSeq names its product WLM domain-containing protein. Bases 219 to 1472 code for a protein of 417 amino acids. The transcript has a single exon. The record is from RefSeq and is a predicted model, not a curated record. Lineage: Eukaryota; Fungi; Chytridiomycota; Chytridiomycetes; Spizellomycetales; Powellomycetaceae.
GCCCUGGGCCCGCGAAGGGACGCAAACUCAGAGACACCGCUGAGACACCGACAGGGGAACAAGGGUACAGCCAAGGGUACAGUAUUACACGUCCGGGAAGGCCCGCUGCCACCACUAUCGAGAAGCACAGGGCCCUUUUUAGCGAGUACUGUACUGUUACUCCGUCCUGUAGUCCCCUGUGGCUGCUUCGUCGUUUGUCCCCACAUAUCCUCGCAACCAUGGCCUUCAACGAACACAUAACCCACGUCACCGCCCUCAAAAAGUACAAAAACCAUUCCUCAGCCCUCCACAUCCUCCACCGCAUCGCCUCCCUCGUCAAACCUCUCAUGCGCGCCCACAACUUCCACGUCAAAACCCUGCGCGAAUUCUUCCCCACCCAACCCAACCUCCUCGGGCUCAACGUCAACCGCGGCCUCGAAAUCCGAAUCCGAUUGCGACCGGCGCGCGACCCGGACUCGUUCUACGAUAUGGUUUUCGUGCUGGGGACCAUGUUGCAUGAGCUGACGCAUAUCGUGCGCGGGCCGCAUGACGCGAAGUUUUAUCAGUUUCUGGAUGGGUUGAAUAAGGAGUAUGAUGAGUUGGUGGCGAAGGGGUGGAAGGGGGAUGGGUUCUUUGCGCCGGGGAAGCGGGUUGGGCAGGGUGUUGGACAUGACUUGCCACCGCAUUUGGCGAGACAGAAGGCUAUGGAGGCUGCUGAGAAGCGGAGGAAGAUUAACGAGGUCAUGAUCCCCGCUGGCGGCCGGCGACUUGGGGGCUCCGAGGGCGUGCCGCUGAAAGAGCUAGGGCUGUCGCCAGCCCAGGCGGCGGCGAUGGCGGCGGAACGGAGGGCGAAGGAUGCGAUAUGGUGUGGGAACGCGCAGCAUGGAUCGGAGAAGGAGGGCGAUGCGGGUGGGAAGGCGGAUGAAGGGGAUUAUGUUGAGGAGGAUGUCGGGGAUGGGAGCGCGGUGAAUGCGACAACCCCGGCUGCGAAUGAGCCUAUCUGGGUGUUGGAUGACGAUGAAGAUGUACCGCCUCGUUUGGAAACCUCGAGCUCACGGGAUACGAAAGAGGCAGCCGGUACCUACAAACCUCCGCCGAAAAGCGUAUGGACGGAACCAAUAUGGAUCGACGACGAGAAUGACGAUACAGGACCACAAAUCAAAGGAGAAUCGUCAGCCAACACGUCGACCGAUAAGGACCGGAAACGGCCGCGGAACUCUUCCAUCGCUUCUGGCCAGCAUCAUACCCGCACAGCAUCCGCAGACACCCAGUGGCCAUGUCCGCUCUGCACCCUUCUCAAUCGGCCAAUGGUCCUGCAAUGCGAGGCAUGCGCGACUAACCGGCCGGAAACACCGCCGCCUAAACGCUCCAAAGGGAUGGAAAGGGAAGUAUCGCGAACGGAAGUGGAGGGAUGGGCUUGUUCACGAUGCACGUUUAUUAACUCCGAGAUGUUUCGGAUGUGUUCUGCUUGUGAAUAUCUGCGGCAGGCGUGAUCACAGCCCUUAUCGGAUGGGCAUUUGGCCCGUAUAUAUACCCCUGGCUUUGCCUACCAUAAUUUUUUUUUUGGGUUAUCCUUUCUGUACCCGUACACGUAUCAGGCAGUACAGUACCUUCUCGAUAGCAUAAACUUCCCUAGUGUCGUGGCUGGUGUCUAUGAACAAUAAAUGCACAAUCGCAAA